Messenger RNA from Symbiodinium necroappetens, 837 nucleotides. The record is from the annotation of a GenBank genome assembly. NCBI's taxonomy places the organism in Eukaryota, Dinophyceae, Suessiales, Symbiodiniaceae.
AUGACAAGCUUCUUCAACUUGCAGACAUGCGUGAUCGCAGCGGCGCUUCUGGACGACAAGCAAUUGGGACGUGGGGUCUGCUACCCUGCGCGGCCCGACCUGCCAACGGCGCUGCCUGCGUGGUUUGUGCUUGAUGGCAUCCCGUGGGCGCUGACUUUCUGCUAUUGGGCCAUGUACAGCGCAGCGACGGUGUCGGCCAUCUACCGUAUCAGCCGUGUGCGGCCCCCGGUGCUCUUUCGACAAGCCGAGGAGUUUCUGUCGUCCGCCCAGCUCGCUUGCCGAUACGGCCUGUUCGCAAGGAUGACGACCACCAGAGAUGAAGUGGUGAUACGAGAACUUCACACGCUGCCCCAAGAUUUGGGUCAACUGGCCAUCAGGGACGGCCUGGCGACCAAGGCCGACGGCAAUACGUAUUGGGUGGAACUGGUCUUCCCGCAUAAGCCUGGCCCUCUAAGUCGUCGCCCGCCCGUCCUUUUCACGCACAUGCCGCGAUUGGAUUGGCAGCUUUGGUUUGUCUCGUUGCAGUGGGCGCAGAGUUCCGACACCCCGCCCUGGUUUGAACACUUCCUGCAGUGCCUGCGCGAGCGACGCGCGAGCGUCCUUGGGUUGGUGGAGCACAAAUCACAGCACCCCGUGCAGGAGCUCAUCCUGCUGCAGUCGCCCAGAGCGACACGUGUUAGUUUCGAAGAUUACGAAUUUUGCAUGCCCGGCAAAGACAUUGGCAUCACAAAGACUGAUGGCAGCUGGGAGUGUGGAGAGUGGUGGUGCCGGAGAUCCGAAGCGCCCACCUCCAGCCCGUUUCAGCAACUGGGAGAAUGGACGGAUUGGUUUUCCUAG